This is a messenger RNA of Uncinocarpus reesii 1704, 2505 nucleotides long. RefSeq lists its product as uncharacterized. Gene Ontology annotation, biological process: TORC2 signaling. The coding region runs from base 1 to 2505 and encodes 834 amino acids. The record is from RefSeq and is a predicted model, not a curated record. Gene Ontology annotation, cellular component: TORC2 complex. The transcript has a single exon. Lineage: Eukaryota; Fungi; Ascomycota; Eurotiomycetes; Onygenales; Onygenaceae.
AUGAGGAGCAGUCGCACAGGCUCGACGGGCCGCCAACGCGGGGAUGUGAGCUCUGCUGGGCCCGCCUCCCCAGAGCACACCAGACCAACAGACCAACCUCCACGUCCUAGCUCCUCUGGCAGCAACCCCUCCGAUCCGCCAUUCUUGCCGCCCCUGAAUAUCCCGAAGCGAUCUCUGUAUAAUCUGAGCCCUCAAAUACCUAGUCCUAGCGGUUCUCGAUCGGCCUCGGCGGGUAUCGCCAGCGCGAAUAGCAGCAACGCCUCUCUUCCCAAUUUUUUGCGUUCCUCCACCUCGUUGAUGCCUCAAAAUGAGCCGAUUCAAAGAAGACCGUCUCCGUUGGCACUGACGAACGACCCGCAGAGGCAUCGCCGUCAACAUUCUCAAGGAUUUUUCGAACCUAGUCUCCCCACCGCGUCCAUGUCAGAACACACACCCGCGAACAUGGCGCCCAUGUCUGCCUCGAGGAUUGCAGCCCAAACCGCAAUGCAGCAUCAAGUGUCGUCCCAGCAAUUGCGCAAUCGAUCGUCAACCAUUCCGCCGCAUCAGGACGCGGGUGCAGUGACACAAAAGGGUUCUCCUGCCGGGGUAGCGCAAUAUCAGAGCGGGUCAUCUGGAGGACGCGCUUUUGCAGCCACCACUGCAGCAAACCUCGUGUUUCCUCGAGCUCAACAUGCCCCACCAGCCUCAACCCCGGCUCAGGAGAGCACCAGCGGAAAGCAAAAGGGAGAGAAGGAAAAGUCAAAGAUGAAGUCCUUCCUGAAGCCAAAACACAUUGGGAUUUCAAGAGAUAAAGACAGUGAUCGCCGUGAGAAACCAACCCCCUCGCCGAGCAAGCUAGGCCCAAGCGGGUUGUCACGCAUGGUGAACGCGUCCACAACCAGCUUGAAUGAUUCUCUUGUUUCCAGCAAUUCUUCCCUCUACACCUUCACAAACUCUUCUGUUGCCACUGUUGUCCCUACUGAGAAGCAAUCCACCAACGAGAAGGAAAAGGAAAAGGACAAAGAGAAGCAUCGACAUCACUUCCUGCCACGUCCAAAACUCAAGUUGAAGGAUAAAGACGAUCAUUUCCAUUUACCCCUCUCAUCUGCGAACAGCAACUCGAGACCCCUCGACCCUAGUGCUCCUCAAUCCCUAUACUCGUUUACCCCGUCCUCGCCCUCCUCAACGUCGUUCGGGAAGUCUGUCAGUGGUUUGGACCUUCGUCACGGUGGUAGAGCGUUACGUGAAAAAAGGAAAAUGGAGGAAAAAGCUUCAGCCUCACAUGACGCUGCCGGCAAUGACCAGCCUGAUUUCUCCGGCAGUUUGGGAACCGGUGUUGCUGCUUGGUCCACGUUUAUUGGAACCGGUGUUCCUGGAGCUUCGAUUCAGAGCAAAGAAGCAGCCAUGAGGGAAGCUCUAGGCAGUUUCGGCAUUGCAAAUAUGGCAUUUGAAGACGCGUGGGAUUUCCUUAAAGCCAAACUCCUUGUGCUUUUCGAAGGCGAAGAAGUUCGAAUCGCAAUUGAAGACCUCAACAAACUCGUUUCCGUCCACAUUUUACGCUCAUUCCAGAGACGUGUGCCCAACGUGCUCGUUGAAGAUUUACGUGACCUUUUGCAGACGGGAUUCGCGUCUCUCAACCAAACUCUCAGCUCUAUCCCAGAUGAAAACCUUAUGCAUCAUCUAGUGCAAGUUUGGACAUAUACCUACGGAAAUAUCGUCCCUUUUAUCCAAGCCGUUUUCUUCCCACUUGACCUCGAAUUCAAAGGGCGCGGCAAAAUUAUGGAACCUCAUGAAGCUAGAGAAUUCUGGGGCACUAUGCCUGGCGGCGGUUCAGCUGGAGAGAAAUUGAACGUUAACGACAUUAUCCUCAUUUCGUUUCGUGAUAACAUUAUUCUCAACCGAUACGAGACCUUAAAAACCAUCUUCUCUCGCCUAAGCUUGGAACGAGUUAACGCAAGCAUUGGUCUUCUAGGAACCUCUUCAAACAGCGGUGCUAGUCGGCCAGGGACGGCUCAAGCUCUUGAGGGAGGAAGCUUCAACUCGCAGUCAUCAACGGCCUUAAAUGCCACCGGCAGCCACUCGUCAGAAUCUCACCUAACCACGUCUCGUGCACGCGCCGAAUCCAACACCUCUUCCAACCCCGACCACCCUGUUUUCCAGUCCUCCAUCUUCUCAAGGCCUACGGACGCCUCUCACGUGGUCACAGAGACUGUUGGUCGGGUUCUUCAGUGCAUUUGCGUCAUCGCCGGCGUCCAUACGGACGACCAUGCCCAGCGACAAAUUGAAGACCUUAGAAAGGCCGUUACCCACAACUGGCUGGGCAGGGGACGUACCGGGCGAGAUCGCCGUGGAUUUGUGGGGACAAAGGUCCGACCUGCUGCAUCCAGCAGGCAGUACACCGAUGGACCAACUCGAAGGGGGUCUAUGGACGGAGGUGAAGAGCCAAUGAGGCCGACUAGCAAGGACUCCACCAGCCUUGAUGAAGAGGAUCCCCCGAGCGAAAGAAUGAAGAAUUUACGCAUGUAA